Molecule: messenger RNA, 714 nt
Organism: Protopolystoma xenopodis
Lineage: Eukaryota; Metazoa; Platyhelminthes; Monogenea; Polystomatidea; Polystomatidae
Source: the annotation of a GenBank genome assembly
AUGUUACCCUCUUCUUCUCAUCCAUCUAUCAAUAUUUCUUCUAGAAGAAUCGAUGUACGUGACCUUUUGAGUAAUCUGUUUUCUGAAGGCUACGAACCCGGCAUUUGCUCCACCAGAUCAGAAGUCCGUGCGGCAGAUUCAGUCUUAAGUGCAGCUGAACUUCAUCAUUUAGUAACCUCACGUGAACCGAACCAUUCAAAUUUAAUCCCCAAACGUAAAUCUGUCUCAGUUCGGACUUCAGAGGCUGCUCUUGGAGCCAGCUGUGACUCUCUUCUAAUCAACGGCCCCUUAUCUCAUCCCCAGGUCUGUAAAGAACUAGAAAAGUCCUCCUGGCGCAGUAGUUUUUCACUGUCCGGACAUUUAUCAGGAGAUAAUGUCACACGGCAAUCAGGGGCUGGAUCUGAGAGGUCUAACACUGAAAUGCGAAAAAUGGACCGCCUAAUUAGUGGAGUAUCUCGCAGACUUUUCCCGGGCAUCGUUGAUGGAGCUGGAGUUGGAAAUGGGGUUGGAGCAGGAGUUGGAAAUGGUGCAGAAAGUAGUAGUGGAACCAGGGAUGCAGCCAAAAGUAGCCUGGCCAAGGGAGGAUCUUGUGGAAAAAUUAGUCGAGAACGAAUAAAAUUAUGGGAGUCCUCCAUCGAGCACCUCCUAUCUGAUGAGUGUAAGUUGAGUAGAGUGUUUAUUGCAACCACUCUUAAUCAAUGUUAUUUUUCGUAA